Messenger RNA from Solanum dulcamara, 921 nucleotides. RefSeq lists its product as uncharacterized. The transcript has 2 exons. Bases 1 to 921 code for a protein of 306 amino acids. Lineage: Eukaryota; Viridiplantae; Streptophyta; Magnoliopsida; Solanales; Solanaceae. The record is from RefSeq and is a predicted model, not a curated record.
AUGAGUGUUGAGGACAUGUUGAAACAAAUCAUGACACACCAAGCCAAGCUAGCUUCCGAUGCCCGACAAAAUCAACUGGCUACCCAAAAUUUAGAGAAACAGAUUGGGCAAUUAGCAAGUGCACAUAGUUCUCGCCAACAAGGGGGCUUACCAGGUAACACUGAUCCCAAUCCCAAACAGGUGAAUGUCAUGAGUACUCGCAGUGGUUACCCACUCACUGAAUUGGCUCCCAAAGCACAAUCGGCAGAGGAAAAAGGCAAAGAGCAAGGAAUCCCAAAGUAUGCUAAAUUCGUCAAGGAUAUUGUGGCCAAUAAAAGCAAGUUAGCUGAAUUUGCAACUGUGGCACUCACUGAAGAGUGUAGUUCAAGAAUCUUGAACAAAAGCAAGCUUCCAGCUAAACUAAAAGAUCCAAGUAGUUUCACGGUGCAGGUAACCAUCGGUAAAUAUAGUAAUGUAAGAGGUCUCUGUGAUUUGGGUGCUAGUAUCAACUUAAUGCCUAGAUCCAUGCUUAAGAAAUUAGGCCUGGGAGAACUUAAAGGAACAACUAUUUUGCUACAAUUAGCGGAUCAUUCUGUAGCUAGCCCUGAUGGUAUCAUUGAAGAUAUUUUAGUACAAGUAGGAUCCCUCAUCUUUCCUGUUGAUUUUGUUGUUUUAGAUUUUGAGCCAGACCCUGAUGUUCCUUUUAUCUUAGGACGCUCGUUCUUAGCAACAGGCGGGGCACUAAUUAAUGUGGCUGCAGGUAGAUUGACUAUGAGAGCACAUGAUAAAGUGGAAGUGUUUGAUGUAUAUCAUGCACUGAAAUUGCCUGCAAUUUAUGAGGAGCUGUCUGCUGUAACCAUCAUUGAUGAGGAAAUAUCAGCUCAAUGUACUACCUCAAAUGAUCCAUUGGCGAAAGUCGUAAUGGGUCAAGAUAUUGAAUAG